AUGACGUCAGUCAUCACUUCCAUCAAAGAUCUGAUCGCCUCGAUCUUCGAGGUCAUAUUCUCUACCAUCAAGGCCGCAUUCGAUGCGGUAUUCUCCAUUUUCCAUGCCCUCUUCGCGACUGUCGCCUCUGUUUUUGUCACACUCCUGAACACCGCCAAGGAUGCCGUGGGAGCUGUGGGUGGAGUUGGCAAGUUCGUUGCUAGCAACAUAUUCGUUCUUGCCUUUAUUGGUAUCGGGGUUUAUGGUUAUCUGAAUUACAGAUCGCGCCAGGGUCGGCCAGUCGUGGUUGGAAACAAGAAGUUGAACUAG
Messenger RNA from Penicillium manginii, 309 nucleotides. RefSeq lists its product as uncharacterized. NCBI's taxonomy places the organism in Eukaryota, Fungi, Ascomycota, Eurotiomycetes, Eurotiales, Aspergillaceae. The transcript is spliced from 2 exons. Bases 1 to 309 code for a protein of 102 amino acids. The record is from RefSeq and is a predicted model, not a curated record.